This is a messenger RNA of Phanerochaete carnosa HHB-10118-sp, 1872 nucleotides long. RefSeq lists its product as uncharacterized. The record is from RefSeq and is a predicted model, not a curated record. The transcript has 16 exons. Gene Ontology annotation, molecular function: NADP binding; N,N-dimethylaniline monooxygenase activity; flavin adenine dinucleotide binding. Lineage: Eukaryota; Fungi; Basidiomycota; Agaricomycetes; Polyporales; Phanerochaetaceae. The coding region runs from base 63 to 1796 and encodes 577 amino acids.
CGUUCAGGGAGUCUUUAAAACGCAUCAUGUCGGCUGCGACAUGAUGCAUCUGAACUCACACCAUGUCGUCGACAAACGAUCUGGCCAAGGCGUACCAGGGUGCUUCCACGUUCAAACUCUUGGAAGAGCCCGUUGACCGGGCGCGGCCUGUGCGCGUGAUAAUAAUCGGUGCAGGGCUCUCUGGAAUCGCUUUGACACACAAGAUCAUCAGGUCCUUGCAGAACGUCGAUCUCGUCAUUUACGAGAAGAAUUCGGAUGUUGGCGGCACUUGGCUGGAGAACCAGUAUCCUGGUGUUGCCUGCGAUGUACCAGCACUUUGCUAUCAAUUCUCGUUCGCACUCAGCACAGAAUUUUCGUCAUACUAUCCCCCUGGAGAAGAAACAUUACACUACCUUCAAGACGUCGCUACUCGCAUCGGUGUGCCAAAAUAUACCGAGUUUAACCGCAAGGUCGUCAACGCCUCCUGGUCCGAGUCCGAGGGAAAGUGGACCCUUGAAAUUGAGCGCACCGAUGAUGGAUCUCAUUUUCAGGACUCUGCUCAUCUCGUCAUAUCUGCCAUCGGUAUUCUGAACAGGUGGACAAUGCCGGACAUCCCCGGCAUCAAUGACUUUAGAGGAUCUCUUGUGCAUACCGCAAAUUGGACUCUUGGACAGGUCAACUCUUCAUGGGCGGACCGUCGAGUAGCUGUCAUUGGAUCUGGAUCUACUGCCAUUCAGGUCGUACCUGCCAUACAACCCCACGUAAAGCAGCUCGACAACUACGUUCGGGGCCAAACCUGGACAGCACACGUGGCGCUACCUCUACUCAAGAGAUACUCCGAUGGUCAUACAGGAAAUCAUGUUUUCACUGAAGAAGAGAAACAGCUCUUCCGUGAGGAUCCCGCCGUAUACCUCGAACUUGUCCGCCAAUGCGAAGACUUCCUGAAUGCUUCGCAUGCUUUGACUAUCGCCGGCAGCCAGAUGCAGCAGACAGUGCGGAAGAGGCUCACCGAGUAUAUGCAAGAGGCGCUGAAGGCCAACCCUCAUAUUGCCGAGGCGAUAAUCCCGGAUUUCCCGGUCGUUUGCCGCAGAUUAUCGCCAGGAUUUGGGUAUCUGGCGGCUUUGCAGGCGAAUAAUGUUGGAUUUGUCAAAGCGGGGAUUGCGCGCUUUACAACUGACGGAAUAGAGACGAAGGACGGCGAGCGGCGCCAGUACGAUGUGAUAGUCUGCGCGACAGGCUAUGACCCGACAUUUAUUCCAAGGUUCCCCGUCAUCGGACGCAAUGGGACGACUCUGAAGGACUACUGGCAAGAGUAUCCGCGUACAUACAUUAGCCUCUGUCAAGACCAGCAUCCCAACUGGUUCCAGAUGGUCGGCCCCAACUCCGCAAUGGCAUUAGGCUCCUUGGUCCCUGUCGUCGAGGCGCAAGCCGACUAUCUUGUUGCAUGCAUCAGCAAGAUACAGCGCCAGAGGAUCAAGACGAUGGUCGUGCGCAAGGAAGCGGUAGACGAUUUCCAGAGGCAUCUAGACUCGUACUUCCCGCGCACGGUCUUUGCUAGAAAGUGUCGUAGCUGGUACAAGCGCGGGGAUGCCGACGGGAAGGUCGUUGCGCUCUGGCCUGGGUCUAGUUUAAACGAGCUGCGUGUCCUAGGGCAGCCGCGAUGGGAAGACUUCGAGUACACCUUUGUGGAUGACAACGCUUCGCAUAACCGGUUCUAUUGGCUCGGCAACGGGUCGACGCAGGCUGAGGAAGAAGGAAAGCGUGGAUCACGAGCGUGGUACAUUCCCGACAAGCCCCAGAUGCUUGCGAAGCUAUAGCUUUUUCACUGCUGUAUUGCGUAGUCGUCUAACGUUAUUAAUUGCAUUUGUGUAUGUGGGCAGUGUUGUCAUUGAC